GACAGUUGUCAUUACGUGGCUCCGACUGAUCUGCAGGCCGGACCAAAACGAAAAACAAUCUUUUAUUUUUAGUAAUAUCCCUAAUUUAAUAUUAUUUCGAAUUAUAUAAAUAAAUACACAAUGAAGUAUUCUUGGCAAAACUCGUGGCUUGUGGCAUUCGUAAUUGCCAUCUCAUUUAGUACAGCCAAAUGUUACACUAUCACAGUCGACGCUCACGCUGAAGAGUGCUUUUUCGAAAAAGUAGAAGCAAAUACUAAAAUGGGUUUAACUUUCGAGAUAGCAGAAGGUGGAUUCCUAGACAUAGACGUGACUAUAACUGCUCCAGAUGGUUCAGAACUAUAUCGUGGUGAGAGAGAAUCAUCCGGCAUGUACACAUUCUCGGCACCUACAUCAGGACGAUACACCUACUGCUUCAGCAAUAAGAUGUCUACUAUGACACCAAAGGUGGUAAUGUUCAACUUGGAGAUGGGAGAUGUUCCAAACAAGGAAGAGCAGAAAGGCAGUGAGGUGGACCACAACAAGCUGGAGGACAUGAUCAAGGAGCUAGCCUCCACUCUCAAGAUAGUCAAGCAUGAGCAGGAAUAUAUGCAGGUCAGAGAUCGCAUCCAUCGCUCAAUCAAUGAAAGCACAAACUCCAAAGUAGUCUUGUGGUCUAUAUUUGAGGCGGGAGUACUCCUUGUCAUGACCCUGGGACAAGUGUACUAUCUUAAGAGGUUUUUCGAAGUCCAACGUGUAGUGUAACAUUGUUCUAUAUACUAUAUUAUAAUCAUCAGACUGUACAAAUGAGAUCAAUAUUUGUAUAAAACAGAGUGACAGUGGUUGUUUCUUAACUAGGUUGUACAAUUUGAUUUUGCUAUGAAUAGAUCUCUUUGUGUUAAGAAAUACAACCAGUCUUUAAAAUUAUAAUAUCUUGCUCCCAUUUCAUAUCUAUUUAUUUCACAAUUAUAAAAUGUAAAUGCAACACUUGUGCAAACAUUGUGACAACUGUAUUAUUUAAACUUACACAAUAGUUUUGUUAAGAAUUGAAUUUUUGUAUGGUACAUAACUGUCAAUAGCGCAAUGUCUCAUAGAUUUAUGUAUGUGUCACUAAUGUAAUUUAUAAAGUAUUAUAAUUUUGGAGGCCAGAAUUAGUACUUCCUCUCCGAUCUGAAGGGAGUGGGCAUGAGUGUAUGGUGUAUGCUAGUGGUUACAAAUUGUAAUAAAUUAACGAUGUUUAUAAAA
Molecule: messenger RNA, 1221 nt
Organism: Plodia interpunctella (Indianmeal moth)
Lineage: Eukaryota; Metazoa; Arthropoda; Insecta; Lepidoptera; Pyralidae
Gene: CHOp24
Product: CHOp24
Exons: 4
Coding region: 121-741 (206 amino acids)
Biological process (GO): intracellular protein transport; Golgi organization; endoplasmic reticulum to Golgi vesicle-mediated transport
Cellular component (GO): COPII-coated ER to Golgi transport vesicle; endoplasmic reticulum-Golgi intermediate compartment; endoplasmic reticulum
Source: RefSeq, a predicted model, not a curated record